Messenger RNA from Colletotrichum fioriniae, 1008 nucleotides. RefSeq lists its product as uncharacterized. NCBI's taxonomy places the organism in Eukaryota, Fungi, Ascomycota, Sordariomycetes, Glomerellales, Glomerellaceae. Gene Ontology annotation, molecular function: iron ion binding; oxidoreductase activity, acting on paired donors, with incorporation or reduction of molecular oxygen; heme binding. The record is from RefSeq and is a predicted model, not a curated record.
AUGAUAGCUUGGGGCUAUCGGCUGUUAAGGGGCAAUCCCGAGCAUGAAGCACAAAUCAAAUUUUUCGACGUCGCCCCAACUUCGGUAGUCUUGAAGACUACACCAACAUGGUACGAUACCUUCCCUUGGCUGAAACAUCUUCCUUACGCCAUUUCUCCGUGGAAACGAGCAGCGAAGGUCCUCUUCGAGCGCGAGGAGGCUCAUUAUUUGGGCAAUUUUCGUAGCGCGCUGAAGAGACCUGGAUAUAACCUGAGCAAACAAAUUGCCAGCAGCACUGAUAUGUCGGAUACGGGAAUGUGUGAGACCGAGCAGGCGUGGGUUGUGGGAACGUUGACCUUAGCCAACGGUGAUACCAGCGUCGCCACUCUGUGUUGGUUCGUCGUUGCCAUGCUGACGUAUCCGCGUGUCUUUGGCAAGGCUCAGGCCAUGAUUGAUGAAGUCGUUGGCCAUGAUCGCUUGCCUGCUUUCGAAGACCGGGAGAAGCUGCCGUAUGUCGACGCAAUGAUCGAAGAGGUGAUGCGGUGGCGACCUAUCCUACCAGCCGGGCUAGACCACGCGGCCGUUGAGGAAGAUGAGUACGAAGGAUACAGGAUCCCAAAAGGAGCGACGAUAAUUCACUCCCAGUGGGCGAUUACGCGAGACAAAGAGGUGUAUGGCGCGGACUACGACGACUUCAGACCUGAGAGAUGGAUCGAGAACGAAGACUUGCCCAGGACCGCCUUUGGAUACGGAAGGCGACUUUGUCCAGGCAGACAUGUAGGUAGAGAAGGCCUGUGGAUAUUGUUUGCCCGGCUCAUUUGGGCAUUUCGGCUUGAGCAGACGACUGAUCCGGCCACAAUGAAGAAAAAGGUGAUUGAUCCGAUGUCCAUGUUGCCGGCGGGCUUCGUUAUUGGGCCUAAUCCUUUUGAAGCACUGUUCAUUCCUAGGGGUCCAUGGGUUGAAGCCCUUGUACAUGCAGAUCUUCAAAGUGCAGAGAAGGAUGUUGGAAAGAUCAUGGAGCAGGUGUAG